Molecule: messenger RNA, 861 nt
Organism: Musa acuminata subsp. malaccensis (wild Malaysian banana)
Lineage: Eukaryota; Viridiplantae; Streptophyta; Magnoliopsida; Zingiberales; Musaceae
Source: RefSeq, a predicted model, not a curated record
AUGGCCUACCUGUCUCGCCUUCUUGCCAAGUGUGGGUCCGUUCUGUUGGCCAUGGCUCCAUGGGCCAAUCCAAUGGAGGCAAGAAGAUGCCCUGUGUCUCUUCUGCUCUCCUCCUCCGCCGCCUCCUCCUCAGAAUUGCCUCGUCUUGUGGAUCUGCAGAAACCGAAUCUUUCCGCCGCCAAUGUGAGUUCGGUCUUCGCAGGAGGCGAUGGGGAACUGCUUGAAGGCCUCGUGGAGGAACGACGACGCUCGGGCCGCGCAGACCUCUCCACUGAAAAAACUUCUAGUGGUAGUCUUUACACACCAAGAACAGAAGGUGAAAUCUUAUCUGCCUCGAAUUUGAAGUCCUUCACGCUCAAGGAUAUGAAAAUCAUCACUAGAAACUUCGGUUCAGAAUGUUGUAUUGGAGAAGUAGGGUUUGGUUAUGUUUAUAAAGGUUGGAUGGAUGACCAAACUCUUGCUCCUUCGAAGCCUGGUCGCGGAAUGGUUGUUGCUGUCAAGAAGCUCAAACUUGAGAGUUUCCAAGGCCACAAGGAAUGGUUGGUGUGUGUUUUUAUUUAUCUUAUUUCCUCAGCGCUUUCCUAAUUGUUACUUCUUUUGUAGUUAUGUUGAUUAGUGAUUGCAGACAGAGGUUAACUAUCUUGGUCAGCUUCACCAUCCGAAUGUGGUUAAGCUCAUUGGCUACUGUUUGGACGAUGAUAAUCGACUUCUGGUCUACGAAUACAUGGCAAAAGUCAGCUUGGAGAAGAACCUUUUCUGAAGUGAGUACCAAUAAAUAUGUGAAAACAUUCUGGUUCAUUGAUCAUUAUCACUUGAUUUAUCCAGAAAAGACUGGCAUGGACAACUCUUUAAUUUAGCCAG